AUGGCCCACUCGAACGCCGCGGAUCGAACCGCGAGUGUUAGCUCAAAAGGUAAUCAAAUUAAUUGGGAAGAGGGGGGGGGGUGUUAUUAUCAUAAAUAGGUAAGACCUAAAGCUGUUCUAGGGUAGAUCAAAUAUAAAUCUUUCUGAAAAUUUUAUUUUUGAAUUUCGCCAGUUCCAAUUUCCAUAAACCUCUAGGCUUUACCUAUUGAAAUAGGAUUAGAGUAGAUCAAAAAUAUUUCUCUCUUAAUCUAAGAAUUUAGUCAAGAAUUUUAUCGGUCCCAGUUUCACCUUCGAAAUUUCCAAAAGUCACUGUUCAAGUUAUCAUAAGCUUCAAAUUUUUAGGCCUAUCUGAAAAUUUAGGCAAACUUUUUCAAACAAAAAGUUUGACCAAGCUUUCACUAUUUCUAAGUUACCCUAGCCCCCCCCCUUGAGAGAAUUUCAUUCAAUGUUUUGAAAUUUGAUAUAUCAUCAUCCAAACAAUUUCAAAAUUUGUCCUAACUUACAAUUUGAAACAAUUUCAUAAUUCCCAUUGUUUUUACAGGAAAAUCUCAAAAUGAAUUGGAACGAGUUCCACUUCCAGAAAAGAAAGUGAUGUACACAUCAUGGCCAGAUAUGAUCAAACAUUGGCCCAAAACUACACUCUGUAUUGUCUCCAAUGAAUUUUGCGAACGAUUUUCUUACUAUGGAAUGAGAAGUAAGUGUGAACUUAGGGGUUGUUUAUCAAAAACAAACAAACAAAUAUUGUUAUAAUUAUUUCUAUCUUUAUUUUUACAUAUAAUGAUGUGCAAAAUGGCACAGAAUUGAUAAAAAACAAGUAGAGUGCAUUUUCAGCUGUACUCACUUUCUAUUUGCUCAAUGUACUUCGAUUCACUGAUUCACAAUCAACUAUUUUCUUCAAUGGGUUUACUGUUCUUUGUUAUACAACUCCUCUUCUUGGAUCAAUUAUCGCUGACGGUUAUAUUGGAAAAUUCUGGUAAUUUUUGUGGGAUGAAUAAAAAAUUAUCUGGUUUCAUGAGGGACUUGGGCUAUUUCCAAACUUUGAAAAUUUAAAAAAUGUAGAUUUUACCUAACCUUCUUCCCUUUCUUACAGUAGUCGUUUCUAGAUUUAUUCCAAUAAAAAAUCACGAGAAAAUUCCGAAAAUCUAAAAAACCACACAAACACAUCUAAUUAAUUUUCUUGACGUCUUUAAUUUCAUUUUCCGACUGUUGAUUUUGUUUGUUUUCUUAUAUUUCCUGGUUUUCGAUCUUUCUUUUUUCAAAAGAUCGGAAUUUUUGGAGGUUGAGAGAUUUUGAAAUAUCAGGAUUCGGAAUUCAGAAAAGACAAUUUUUAAAAUAUACAAUCAGACAGUUCGAAUUUUAAGAUUUUCAAAAAAUAUUUUUCAGUUACGAAAAUUGAGUUCAAAAAUUUUCAAAAAAUCAAAUCCUUCUCUGAAUAUGAUCCUAAAAUAAAAACAACUUUUCUAAUUCCAUUCACAAAUUCUAAACUCCCAUUCCAGGACAAUCUUCUCUGUAUCAAUUUUAUAUGCAAUUGGACAAGUUGUACUCGCAUUGGCUUCAACAAAAAAUUAUCAAUCAUCAGUCCAUCCGUAAGUUCCAACUCGAAAUUCUCAAUUUCACUUUCCAUGAUUAUUUUACGAAUAUUCCUGAUAAUUUACACAAAUCUGAUAACACUCACAAAAUAUCGCGACAUGUAAGAUAAGAAAAAUGCCACAAGAAAUUCUUGUACUGAUUACGAGACAAAGUUUAUUAUUAUAUUCUUUUUUUGCACAGAGGGAGAAAAAACGACUAGGGGUCGUAAAAUUUUUUUAUAUGGAACAAAAACACAGGAGCAAAAAAGUUUUUUCUAGAUGGAUGGAUUUGAGUGGUUUGCUGAUUAUUGCUUUUGGUACUGGUGGAAUUAAACCAUGUGUAUCAGCUUUUGGAGGAGAUCAAUUCGAGUUAGGACAGGAAAGAAUGUUAUCACUUUUCUUCUCAAUGUUCUAUUUCUCAAUCAAUGCUGGAUCUAUGAUUUCCACAUUCAUUUCUCCAAUCUUCAGAGGUUCGACUUUUUUAUCAUCAUUUUUCUUAUCGAACUAUGUAGUUUUCGGUCUCAUAAAAUCGAAACAAAAGAGCAUUUUUUGGGUGGACUUGAUGUGAACAAAAUACUUUUUCGGAACAUUUUUAGUGCAAGAGAAUAUUGAUUACAAAAUUGGAAAUCGGGCUUUCGGGUGUAGAAUUGAGGGAUCAGGAAAUAGGAAUCUGAUUGGACCGGUUAAAAAUAUGGGAAUUUGACCAAAGGGUGUUUCGAACCGUACCUUCGAUUUUUGAAAAAAAAAUUAGAAGUAUAGAAAGAUAUUUGAAAGUAUAAAUAAAAUAUUCAGAUUCUGAAAACUGAUCCAAUUUUCAUAUUUAAAAACCCUAACUGAUUCAAUUUUUCCAGCUCAACCAUGUCUUGGCCAAGAUUCCUGUUAUCCCCUCGCUUUCGGUGUCCCAGCAGUUUUGAUGAUUAUCGCAACUUUGGUUUUCAUGGGAGGUUCUUUCUGGUAUAAAAAGAACCCACCAAAGGAUAAUGUUUUCGGUGAAGUUACUAGACUUAUGUUCACCGCUGCAGGAAACAAAUUCUUCAAAGAAUCGACUCCAAAAUCUCACUGGUUGGAGCAUUAUUUGACAACUCAUGAUUGUUCAAAGGAUGAAAAGUUGGUCAAAAACGGCGGAAUCUUUAUUUUAAUUUUUUGUUUUCAGAUGUAUUGAACUUCAACAACUCAAACGCAACAAGAAACUUUGUCAAAAGAAAAAAAUUCAUCGAAGAUGUUCGUUCACUUCUCCGAGUUUUGGUCAUGUUCUUGCCAGUUCCAAUGUUCUGGGCACUUUACGAUCAACAAGGUUCAAUCUGGCUUAUUCAAGGAAUUCAAAUGGAUUGUCGUCUUACUGAUUCAGUUUUGGUUCUUCCGGAUCAAAUGCAAACUUUGAAUGCGGUUCUUAUUCUUAUUUUCAUUCCACUUUUCCAAGUUAUCAUCUAUCCACUUGCAAGCAAAUGUAUCACUUUAACGUAUGUUUUGUUUUUGGGAGGGGCUCAAAAAAUAUGUUGCUCUAAGUCUGUCAUGGAAAAUUUUCUUCCAGACCUCUCCGGAAAAUGGUAGCUGGUGGACUUUUGGCCUCACUUUCAUUCUUGAUCACCGGAUUUGUUCAACUUCAAGUUAACGUAAGUGUUUAUUGAAAACACAUCAGAAAAAAAAACAAAAAAAAUUUCAGACAACUUUGCCAAAUCUUCCAGUACAAGGUCAAUCAUUUGUCAGUUUCUGGAAUCAAUUUGACACCAACUGCGCUUUUGAUGUUUCCGAUGGAACUACAACAAAAACUCUUGGAAGAAAUAUGGUAAAUUUUUUCUACCAGAAACAGGAUACCAAUUCAAAAUUAAAUCAUUUUCAGACACUCCACGAGGACAAAAAUGAUAAAUCAGGACUCUAUCAACAAUUCACAACCAAAGCUGGGAAAUCAAGCACAAAUGAUUGGACAACAACAUACACAAUCACUUAUAAAACAGGAUGCCCAACUACUCAAUCAGUCAAAUAUACAGUUAAUGCUAAGAGCAAGAAGAUUGUCUAUGUUGCUGUUGGAAAAUUCGGAAUUUAUCAAAGUAUUGCUGCCACUGAUAAACCAACUGACGGAACUGGAGAAUUCUCGAUGGGGUGAGUGGCUGGGCUCAACAAAUGAUCCUGGGGACCUUUUUUCAAAAUUCUAUAUUCAAAAAAAUUUGAAGACAGGGCCACUUUUUCAAAAAUAAAAAUUUCAAAUGUCUGAAUUGGGGCCCAUUUUAAAAUAAGUUCCGAAUUUUGAAACCCAUUUUUUCCAGAAUUGUCACUGCCACUGAUACCCCAUGGUCUGGAAACUUUGCCAUGUGUCGUUUAGACGCCAGCGACUUCGACGCAAAUCAUCCAUGUAACCCAAGAGCCCCAGCUGAUUUCUACUACUGGCAAACAAACUACAACGACAAUACUGAUGAUCGUGAUGGUAACGUAACAGUUACCGGAAGAGCAUUCCCAGCCACAGUUUACACCAACAAACCAGUGAAACCAGGAAAGUGGGGAUUGUAUUAUAUGGAUAACACACCGAAAGAUGUUCAUCGUCAGACUUAUAACAAAACUGCUGUUAUUGUGAGAGCAACUGGAAUUACCACUGAAAUUUAUGCUCAAGGAGGUGUUUAUGUUUAUGGUCUUACUGGAGAUAUUGUAAGUUAUUAAGCUUUGGAGCCAAAUCAAAAAUGCUCAAUUUUCAGAACAAACCAACUGCUCAUGUCUUCCAAAGUGUUCAAUCAAACUCCGUCUCGAUCUUAUGGCAAAUCCCACAGAUUGUCGUCAUCACAGCUGCUGAAAUCCUCUUCUCAAUCACAGGUUACGAAUUUGCUUAUUCUCAAUCAGCCCCAUCAAUGAAAGCGCUCGUCCAAGCUUUAUGGUUAUUGACAACCGCUUUUGGUGACACAAUUAUUGUUAUCAUCACAAUUUUGAACUUGUUUGAAAAUAUGGCUGUUGAAUUCUUCGUUUAUGCUGGUGCUAUGACUGUCGUUAUUCUAAUCUUUGCUCUUUUAUCAAUCUUCUAUUAUGAAUAUAAUUAUUAUACAACUGACGAAGAUGAUGAUGAAUAUGGAGCUGAUGAUUUAGAAGAAAUAGAACAUUCGACAAGAUAUUCAAUCGAUAAUAAGGCUUUUGAUGCUGAUGAAGCUGAAAUUAUCGAUGUUCGACUUUAA
This is a messenger RNA of Caenorhabditis angaria, 4723 nucleotides long. The record is from the annotation of a GenBank genome assembly. NCBI's taxonomy places the organism in Eukaryota, Metazoa, Nematoda, Chromadorea, Rhabditida, Rhabditidae.